Molecule: messenger RNA, 945 nt
Organism: Zasmidium cellare ATCC 36951
Lineage: Eukaryota; Fungi; Ascomycota; Dothideomycetes; Mycosphaerellales; Mycosphaerellaceae
Exons: 2
Coding region: 1-945 (314 amino acids)
Cellular component (GO): cytoplasm
Molecular function (GO): 2-oxopent-4-enoate hydratase activity
Source: RefSeq, a predicted model, not a curated record
AUGGCUUCCCUACGACCGAGACGACGAUGGUAUGCGAACACGAACGACAUCGAGGGCAUGCUGAAUGAGAAGUCACUCUGGGAAACGAUCGAUCCAUCCAUUCGAAAGCUCGCCGUGUUCAGUGAGCACGCGAGGGCCCACAACUACCAAAUCCCAAUGCUUUCCAAGUCGCAGCAUGGAACCUUCGACCAAGCCAGAGCUUACCAAGUUGCGGCCGCCAUUCGACAGCUACGAGAGAUGAACGGCGAUGUGGUUGCGGGGAGGAAGUUGGGCUUUACUAACAAGCAGUUGUGGCCCGAAUACGGCGUGGACGAGAGCAAUUGGUCCUAUGUCUAUGAGAACACGGUGCUUGAUCUUCCAGAGAAAGGCGAACUCAGCGAGGGCAAGGUGGUGCUUGCCGAUAUCAGCCACUUAUCCGCAGUCGAACCCAAAAUCGAGCCGGAGAUUGUCUUCGGUCUGAAAGAAACGAUUGACCCUUCUAUGAGCGACCUGCAGCUUUUGGAAUGUAUCGAUUGGCUCGCCCACGGUUUUGAGAUCGUUAUAUCAAUCUAUCCGCAUUGGAGGUUCACGGCUGCUGAUGCGACUGCUGCGUUCGCUCUUCAUGGCCUAUUGCUCGUAGGGCCCAGGAAAUGGCUUCAGAAAGAGGGGCCGCCGAACGAGCAACUUGUUGAAAGUCUCAAGAAAUUCACUGUAGAGCUACAUCAGAAUGGCGAGAAGGUUGACACUGGGAGCGGAACGAAUGUGCUAGGCAGUCCCAUCAACGCACUUCGGCAUCUGGCUGAGAUGUUAGCCAAAGACGAAGUCAACAAACCUCUGGAGGCUGGCGAGGUUGUGACGACUGGAACGCUGACGAGGGCCCUGACGAUCAACAACAAUGAUCACUGGUCUACAAAGAUUGAUGGCAUCGACCUGCCGGGUCUGGAUGUGACUUUCAAACUGCAUUGA